Molecule: messenger RNA, 4055 nt
Organism: Pipistrellus kuhlii (Kuhl's pipistrelle)
Lineage: Eukaryota; Metazoa; Chordata; Mammalia; Chiroptera; Vespertilionidae
Product: zinc finger protein 345-like
Exons: 3
Coding region: 237-2717 (826 amino acids)
Biological process (GO): regulation of DNA-templated transcription
Source: RefSeq, a predicted model, not a curated record
CGCCGAGGCGGGACUUCCGGCCUCCUCCGUGGCGGUCACUCUGCGCCUCCCGGACCCUUACAUCGCGUCGGAGGCUUGCGGAGCGGUGGGCCCAGAAGGCCCCGCUGGCACCGGGGAGGCGCCGGAGUCCCGGUUUCCGCCGCGGAGACGCGGGGCCGAGGCCGGCGGCUCCUCCGGGGACUGACCGGAUCGAGACCGAGGCCGCCCACCCGGGCCGCCCCCGCCCGCAGAGCCCGAUGGCGGCGGCGGCGGCCGCUUCGCCGAGGCGCCCGGAUGAGGACCGCGUGGCCUUUGAGGAUGUGGCUCUGCACUUCUCCCAGGAGGAGUGGCGCCUCCUUCCUGAGGCUCAGAGAAGCCUGUACCUCGAAGUGAUGCUGGAGAACUUUGCCCUUGUGUCCUCUCAGGGCUGCUGUUGUGGAACAAAGAAUGUGGAGGAUCCAUGUGAACAGAGCAUUCCUGUGGGAGUAUCCCAGGCCAGGACUUCAAGAGAAUCUCAGUCUUCCCAGAAGAUCCACCCCUGUGAGAUGUGUGGUCCAGUCUUGGCUGAUAUCUUUCAUUUGACUGAGCACCAGGAAACACUACACAGACUGAGCUGUGGGGCGUGUGGAAAACAAUUUUCUUUCAGUGCAAACUGUCGGCAUGACCAGGAGCAGCUCCGGGGAGAGGCACUCUUGGUGAGCACUGCGGAUAGACCCUCGUUUGCAAAGAGCUGCGAUUUCAGGAAGUCACAGAAGCCCUCCACCCGUGAGGGGGUUGGGAAGAACUGCCCGGCCGCCUCAGGUCAUCUACAACAGGCCACUCACACCACAGCGAAGCCGAACAAAAGCUCCAAACGUAAGGGGACUUCUCAGCACAGAAAAAGGAACAGCACUAGGGAAGAGCGCGAGAAAGCCUUCAGUUCUAAGCACACGCACGUGCAGGACUCGGGAGCCAACAGUAAAAAGCAGGGUUUUGCGUGCCGUGAGUGCGGGAAAAGAUUCAGGUACAAAUCCUCAGUUGUUAUUCACCAGAAACUCCACGAUGACAGUGUUUUUGUAUGUGAUGACUGUGGGAAAUCCUUUAGGGGAAGCUCAGCCUUCACUCAGCACCGAAGAAUUCAUGCAGCCGCGAGGCAGCUCAAGUGUGGCAAAUGUGGGAAGUCUUUUAACCAAAAAUUUGUCCUCAUUUACCCUCAGAGAAGCCACACUGGAGAAAGUUGCUUCGUCUGUUGUGAAUGUGCGCCAUCUUUUAGGCAAAGCUCUGCUCUCAGUCCACAGCAACAGACAGUUUGUUCUGGGGAAACGAGUUUUGAGUGCGCCGAAUGCGGGAAAUUCUUUAAACGGAAAACUGACCUCAUUGAACAUGGGAGAUGUCAUACAGGAGAAAGGCCUUUCGAGUGUAGUGAAUGUGGGAAAGCUUUUACGUCUUGUUCUGCCCUCCGCUAUCAUCAGAGAGUUCACAGUGGAGAAAAGCCUUAUAAAUGCAAUGAAUGUGGGAAGUUUUUUACCUCUAGUUCUGGCCUCCGUUAUCAUCAGAGAGUUCAUACAGGAGAACGACCAUUCGAGUGUAGUCAUUGUGGGAAAUGUUUUACUCAAGUAAACCACCUCAUUAUACACCGAAGAAUCCACACAGGGGAAAGGCCUUAUGAGUGCAGUGAAUGUGGGAAAUCUUUUAGCCACAAAUCUUACCUGUCCCAACACCAGAGAGUUCACACUGGAGAAAAGCCUUUUGAAUGUAGUGAAUGUGGGAAAUCUUUCACCUCUGGCUCUGCCCUCUGUUAUCAUCAGAGAGUUCACUCUGGAGAAAAACCCUAUGAGUGCAGUGAUUGUGGGAAAACGUUUACCAAUGGACCAAUACUCAUUCGACACCGCAGAGUUCACACCGGAGAAAGGCCUUACGAAUGCAGUGAAUGUGGGAAAUCUUUCACCCAAAGAAAUCAUCUCAAUAUACACCAGAGAGUUCACACAGGAGAAAGGCCUUACGAGUGUCGUGAAUGUGGAAAAUGCUUUACCUCUGGCUCCUCCCUUCGUUAUCAUCAGAAAGUUCAUGUUGGAGAAAAGCCUUAUGAGUGCAGUGAAUGUGAGAAAUCGUUUAUCUCUAACUCUGCCCUCCGUUGUCAUCGGAGAGUUCACACAGGAGAAAGGCCUUUUGACUGCAAUGAAUGUGGGAAAUCUUUUAGGGAUAGUUCCCAGUUGAAUCAACACCAGAGGGUUCACACUGGAGAAAAACCUUACGAAUGUACUGAUUGUGGGAGAACCUUUAGCCAGAAUUCGUACCUCUCUAAACACAGGAGAAUUCACACUGGAGAAAGGCCUUAUGAGUGUAGUGAAUGUAAGAAGGCUUUUACUUCUGUCUCUGCCCUCGGAUAUCAUCAGAGAGUCCACACAGGAGAAAGGCCUUACCAGUGCAGUGAAUGUGAUAAGUCUUUCACAAACAGCUCCAUACUCAUUCGACACCGCAGACUUCACACGGGAGAAAAGCCCCACGAGUGCAAUCAAUGUGGGAGGUCCUUUACCCAAAGAAUUCACCUCACUAUUCACCAGAGAGCUCACACAGGAGAAAGGCCUUACGAGUGCAGCGAGUGUGGGAAAUCUUUUACUUCCCGCUCCACCCUCCAGUAUCAUCACAGAGUUCACACGGGAGAACGGCCUUUUGAGUGCAUUGAAUGUGGCAAAUUUUUUACCCGAAAAUCUAACCUCGCUCAGCACUCGAGAGUUCACAGUGAAGGAAGGCCUUAGAUGUAUAGGCCUUCUAAGGUGGUUUUGUUUGUUUGCUUGCGUUUUUUGUUUUCAGUAUUAAUAACACUGUAGGAAACUCUGAGGUUCCGUUUGCCUGAAUUUAAUCUCGGGCAUAAGACAUCAACAGUAGGGAGGUUCCCUGUAAGUGUUAGUUAUGUGGGAAGCACGUGUGUCUACGUUGCACUUUCUGAUCUACACACAUCUCUUGCCAGAUUUUCGUCACUACAGAGGCCUCUGGUCAGAGAUGUUUCACCUAUAACUUCUAGAAGAUUCCCACAGUUUGCAUCAGUCACCAUACUAAUGUGCUCAGGGCAGCUUACUCUGUUUCUUGGUUUGUUGGAGGAAAUUAGGAAUAGCCUGAGCUCUUAGGGGAUCUGCAUUCUGUUCAUUCUGAACAGUUGGGGAAUGGACCUGACACAGUGAUAACCCGGAAAAUGUCAUCUGGCAGCCCGAGAAGGACUUCCUCAGGGGCCUGGCUUCCCUGGAUACCUGUGACAAAUAUUCCCAAUUUCCAAGUCACCAUUGCAAGAAGUACCAGGUUCGUGUUCCUUGGGUUUGUAAAAUAAUGGGUGUCUUACCUUUUUUUAAGUACUCUUCGAUCCUGGGGAUAUUAGUUAAUGUGUGGCAUAAUUUAUAAGCAAAUUUGGGUUCUUCAAAAAACUUUUUAUGUGAGGGGCCUCAAAAUUUCUCUGUAUUACAGGGGAUGGCCUGAGCACAGAAACUAGCUCACCAGGUUUUACCAAAUCUGCAUUACUGUUCACAUCUUUUGAGGAAAGAUUGCAGGGCUUUCUGGUCAUGUGAAGCUUAAAUGCUAUGAACUUUAGGAGCCUCAGAAAUCACCCUAAAGAGGGUCACGGGUUGCAACCUCAAGUGCUUCUGGGAGCAGCAUUAAUUUGUACCUUGUUCACAAGGUAUGCCAGUACUUUUGAAGGGAAUUAUCUUCCAAGUUCUUAUAAAGAGCCAUGUGCCCUUAUGUCCACAAUUAUGUGGUUGAUGGUAACUGGCUGUGGGAUGUAGCGGUUAGAGGAAAGCUGUGCUUGCUACGGAAUCACUAGCCUAAUUGGUUUUGUUGAAGACUGCAUCCAACUAAAUGUGCCUCCUAAAUGUGCAUCCAAAAUUGUUUCUGCGAAAAAGAAUAUAUCAGUGUUGACACAAGUCUGAGGGUCUCCAGGCAUGUUUACCUUCUGUGACUUAUGAUAAAAGAUUUUUAGUCCUAGCCAGUGUUGCUCAGUGGUUGAGCAUCGACCUAUGAACCAGGAGGUCACAAUUUGUUUCCUGGUCAAGGCACAUGCCUGGCUUGUGAGCUCAAUCCCCAGUAGGGAGUGUGCAGGAGGCAGC